This is a messenger RNA of Orycteropus afer afer, 996 nucleotides long. RefSeq names its product retinol dehydrogenase 12-like. The coding region runs from base 1 to 996 and encodes 331 amino acids. Lineage: Eukaryota; Metazoa; Chordata; Mammalia; Tubulidentata; Orycteropodidae. The transcript has 6 exons. The record is from RefSeq and is a predicted model, not a curated record.
AUGUUGCUGUGCUCUCUACUCAGCACACUGGCCUGGGGUCCUAGCUCUGUUUUCCUUAUUCUGCUCCUUCUGCUUGGACUGACUGUGCGGAUCUGGCAGAGGUCUCAUCCCUGGGACAUCCAGCAAUGCUUCACAGACCUGACUGGGAAGACAGCAGUGGUGACUGGGGCCAAUAGUGGUAUUGGAAAGGCUGUGUGCCAGGAGCUGGCUCGUCGUGGGGCCCGUGUGAUCCUCGCCUGCAGGAAUCGAGAGCAUGGACAGCGAGCUCUGGCUGAGAUCCAGGCAGCCUCAAACAGCAAUCAGCUGCUGCUUGGUGAGGUGGACCUUAGCUCUCUGGUCUCCAUCCAGAGCUUUGCCCAGUGGCUUCUGCAGAAAGAGCCUGAGAUACACCUGCUGAUAAACAAUGCUGGCAUCUGUGGAAUCCCCCAUAACACACUUACUCCAGAGGGCCUGGAUGUCACCUUUGCCACUAACUAUGUUGGGCCCUUUCUGCUCACAAAUCUACUUCGAGGGGCUCUACAGAAGGCAGGGUCAGCUCGAGUGGUGAACGUGUCUUCCUCUCAGCAAGUACAUGGGUACAUUGAUGGGGAGCACCUGACAGGGGCUGGUGGACCUUUGACAUUCAACCAGAACUAUUGCUGCAGCAAACUGAUGUUGAUCUCAUUCACUGCAGAGCUUGCUCGGAGACUUCAAAGGACAGGUGUGACUGUGAACUCUGUGCACCCGGGUAUUGUAUAUACAAACAUCAUGAGGAAUUUACCUUGGAAAUACCGCUUCCUGUUCUUGCUCUUCAGCUUCUUCAUCAAGGAUCCCAAGCAAGGUGCAAUGCCAGUCCUCUACUUGAGCUUGGCACAGGAGCUGGAUGGCAUUUCUGGAAAAUAUUUUAACAGUUCCUGUGUGAUAACUCUUCCCACUAAACCAGCUCAGGAUCCUCAAGUGUCCAAAAGCCUGUGGAAUGCCACAGCCCAACUAACAAACCUGGACAAGACUGACUGA